Molecule: messenger RNA, 1363 nt
Organism: Oncorhynchus mykiss (rainbow trout)
Lineage: Eukaryota; Metazoa; Chordata; Actinopteri; Salmoniformes; Salmonidae
Source: RefSeq, a predicted model, not a curated record
AUGUAUGGCUCGUUUCGAAUGCGCAGUUUGCGCAGAUCAGCUGUGGUGGGAGGGAGUUUCCAAUUCUUGUAAAAAAAAAUAAGAAGAAAGCUAUUAAGUAAUCGGAUUAAAGGGAUUCUGGUUCAAAUAGGAGGCCUGGACAGCAGUCAUGCAUUCCGUCGCAAGUGAACAGCGAUAUCGGAUCUCCUUUGCCCAUUUCACCAGGAAGUAAGGAAACUAGAAACACAGCCAAUAUGCCAGUUGAUCUGAAUGGGUAUUGGAAAAUGAUCUCAAAUGACAACUUCGAGGAGUACUUAAAGGCCCUCGAUGUAAAUGUUGCCAUUAGGAAAAUUGCCACCUUGUUGAAGCCUGACAAAGACAUCAAUCAAGAUGGUGACCACAUAGUCAUCAAGACCCUCAGUACCUUUAAGAACUACAACAUGGAUUUCCAUGUUGGCAAGGAGUUUGAAGAGGAUCUGUCAGGGGUGGAUGACAGAAAAUGCAUGACCAUUAUCUCAUGGGAGGGGACAAUCUGGUGUGUGUCUGUGUGUGUGUGUGUGUGUGUGUGUGUGUUUAGACCACUAUCUCAUGGGAGGGAGACAAUCUGGUGUGUGUGCAGAAGGGAGAGAAAGAAGGAAGAGGCUGGACCCAUUGGGUGGAGGGGGAUGAGCUUCAUCUGGAGCUGAGAGCUUGUGGAGCUGUGUGCAAGCAGGUCUUCAAGAAAACCUAAACCAGCACUGGAAUUACAGAAUGGCGCCCCCUACCUGAGCGCUUAAGAGAGACACAGACACAAACCAACCCUGUGACAAAGAACCCUCUAAUACACUCAUCCAUCCAUCCACCCAUCCACCCAUCCAUCCACCCACCCACCCACCCAUCCAACCAUCCAUCCUUCUAUCCUUCAUUCCAUCAAUCCUUUCACAUUUCUUUCUGUCGAUCACUUGUACUGUAACUCUGUCUCAGGGUGAGAGCCCCUUUGAUUGACAUGUUAUAGAUGUGUGGAUACAUUAACACUGAAGUACGUGUAGUAGGCUUUGUGAUUAGUGCCUCAAUCUCUAAUGGUGUCCUGAGUUUACAACUGGGGGUGAACUUGACCAGUAGGAAGGAGGGUUUUAGUAGAGUGAAAAAGAAAAUGAGGGUGAGAGAGGUAAAGAAUGAAAAUGAAAUGGAGAGGCAGCAGAAGAUGUGACAAAUAGCUACCAGGCCUGUGCAGCUGAGACAUCAUCGCCGUCUUAGUAGAAAACUUAGUAGAAAACUUAGUAGAAAACAAGUACUAACGUGUUCAGGAAAUAACAGCAGACUUUGUCUGUGUUUUUCCUCAAUUCAUUUGGGAGUGUCCCCUUGAUAGGAAAAAAUCACUCAAUAAAUGAAUCUCAACAAUGUG